Suillus plorans is the source of this 1194-nucleotide messenger RNA. RefSeq lists its product as uncharacterized. Bases 109 to 1011 code for a protein of 300 amino acids. The record is from RefSeq and is a predicted model, not a curated record. The transcript is spliced from 2 exons. Gene Ontology annotation, molecular function: zinc ion binding; DNA-binding transcription factor activity, RNA polymerase II-specific; RNA polymerase II cis-regulatory region sequence-specific DNA binding. Gene Ontology annotation, cellular component: nucleus. Gene Ontology annotation, biological process: positive regulation of transcription from RNA polymerase II promoter by galactose. Lineage: Eukaryota; Fungi; Basidiomycota; Agaricomycetes; Boletales; Suillaceae.
UAUGUGAUUAAGUAAGCUAAGCGAAAACAUUACAUUUGCCAACGUCCCUUCCCUUCUUCUUCAUCUUAUACCUCAUCACUCUGCUCAAAUUAAUUAUCCUCUUUAAUCAUGUCUACCUUCCCCAUCUUUCACACCUUAAACAGUGGAGCUGGCUUCCCUGGAUUAUCCUCCUACUCUGCUGAGCAGAUAUCAUUAGCCCCUAUGGAGCAACCCCUAUAUGAUCAAAAAGCCGCCGACCUUGCUGCGCUGGAUUUAAUACCAGAAGAUGACUGGCUUAAAAUUCUGGGACUCCAAUCCUCAUCUGCGCCUGGUGAAUAUUGGAUGCACGUCGACUCUCCUCCCAUUGCGGAGUCAGACGUCCAAAACGAUUUCACCGCUGCCAUUCGCACAAAAGUCUCCCAUCCUCGGGUAGCUCAUGCGUGCGAUCACUGCAGGCGCAGAAAAACAAAAUGUUCGGGGGAACAGCCGGUGUGUACGAGCUGUAAGAAAAGAGGCAAGGUGUGCCAGUGGACUCCUAUCAAAACCACCAAGGAACGGCGAAGCCGGAAACCUUACGAUGUUGGUUCUGAAUACCGCCCUCGACCAAGUACAUCUGCCCCAUAUAUCGUGGCGCCUAGGGCGACUUAUCCGAGCGUUAUGCUCCCGAAUCCGAUGACCAUUUGGUCUAUCGAGGAUGCUAUGUCUGCAGCGCAGGCUAGUACGAUUUCGAAUGCGUCUUCUAGUAGGAGCGAGCUUUCUAUGCAAACACCCACUGGUUGGAGCCCUCGGUAUGACUCGGACUGCGAUGUUGAAUGGAUCCCGUCCCCUUCUUCCUCCUGCCUUUCAUUGGGGAGUGAUGACUCAUCUCGCGAAUCGUCGCCUUUGGACACGCCCACACCUGACCCGAUAUAUUUUUCUGGGGAGGAGCCGGCGCAGGAUAUAGACGAUUUCUUCAAAGAUCUAUAUCAAGCUCUAUCUCCCGAGUGGUCUUCUGUCUUACAAAGCUGGCCGGAGAUGCCUUUUGCUCAGUAAGCUUUAUUGCCACGUCGUCUUUCGUGGGUUUGCAGUAUGGACGCUUUUGCGAUACCUUGUGUUCUUAAUGUAGUGAAAAUAAAACACUUUUAUUUCAUAACUCGAGUUAUUUUUACUUGAAGCGCAUUUCGUGAGAGCCUCUUGGCUAGAAAAUUCCACGUACGUUUCUUCAAUGAAAUUUAC